Molecule: messenger RNA, 1206 nt
Organism: Neolamprologus brichardi
Lineage: Eukaryota; Metazoa; Chordata; Actinopteri; Cichliformes; Cichlidae
Product: relaxin-3 receptor 1-like
Biological process (GO): cell chemotaxis; G protein-coupled receptor signaling pathway; calcium-mediated signaling
Cellular component (GO): membrane; external side of plasma membrane
Molecular function (GO): C-C chemokine receptor activity; C-C chemokine binding
Source: RefSeq, a predicted model, not a curated record
AUGUCAAACAUUGACUUGCACAGACUUGAGCUCUACAAAAGCAUCAUGAGCAGUUGCGGUUCAGGCACAUUCUGUAACAACUCUGAGCUGAUUUUUCAAAAUAUGAGUAUUUACAACUGGCUGGAGUUUCCUAAUCCUCCCCACUGGCUAAGGAUUGUCAUCUCUGUGGUCUACUUUAUUGUGGCUACAGCUGGAAUACUGGGGAACUUGUUAGUAAUGUUCCUCCUCUACUCUACUCACACCAUCACCACAGGCAAUAUCAAUUUCUUUGUUUUUAACUUAGCUGUGGCUCAGCUAAUGUUUUCGCUGGCGUUACCAUUUUGGGCUGUUGAUACUGCGCUGGACUAUAGCUGGCCCUUUGGCUUGGGCACAUGUAAGGCCGUGUCCCUAUUCACUGGGCUGAAUGUGUUUGCUAGUUGCUUUUUCCUCACAGCUAUGAGUUUGACUCGUUACUGCUAUGUGGCAACUGCUCUCAAACCAGGCGCUUCCUUCUGCAGCAGAUCCUGGACUUUCCCGCUGGCCACAGCUUUUAUUUGGGCCGGAGCGCUCAUUUUGGCCGUACCCCGAGCCGUGUUUGCGGAACUGAAAAAUGUGGGCCUUGGCAACGACACAAUAUGCCUGCUCCGUUUCCCUGUUACAACAUGGCUUGAAGUAAACCACCUCCUGCGAGUUGUGCUGGGAUUUCUGCUGCCCUACACCAUUAUCAUCCUCUCCUACCUGCUUCUGAUGCGCUUCCUCUGUCGGCAUAAACUGAAAGGCAGCAACACUCGGCGAAAGACUGAUAUUUCAAAGUCAGUGGCAGUGGUGGUGUUUUCCUUCUGGGCCUGCUGGUUCCCAUACAACAUCCUCACGGUUUGGAGAGCCCUGAUUCAUUUUGACGUGGUUGAUAUCAGCCCCUCGUUCUACUCGGCUCAAGCGUACUUUUUCCCUCUGGCCAACUGUCUGGCUUUCACCAGCAGCUGCUUCAACCCCAUCAUCUACUGCCUGGUUAGAAAAGAGUACCGUGUGGCUCUCCUUAAUGUGCUUUUCAAAUUAAGUUUAGCCAUUACGUCCAAGGUGCCCUAUGGUGUAAAUUCUGAGGCGGGGUCAGGGCAAGCAGGCCAGCUGGGUAUUCCAGUCAACAGCAUUUUCAGCCACACGUCCCAAACUGACACGAGGAGAUACGUUCCUCUGUCAACACUGCCAACUGUAACCUCCACGCUGUAA